This is a messenger RNA of Phalaenopsis equestris, 2039 nucleotides long. RefSeq names its product probable serine/threonine-protein kinase PBL15. Gene Ontology annotation, biological process: protein phosphorylation. Lineage: Eukaryota; Viridiplantae; Streptophyta; Magnoliopsida; Asparagales; Orchidaceae. Bases 396 to 1652 code for a protein of 418 amino acids. The record is from RefSeq and is a predicted model, not a curated record. Gene Ontology annotation, molecular function: ATP binding; protein kinase activity. The transcript is spliced from 4 exons.
UCUUUUUUUUUAAUAGCAUCAUUUGAAGCUUUGAUAGAUGACAAGCAUAACUAUAUUAUUAAGAUAUCCUUAUGCUUUUAAGGAUAAUGCCGAUUCGUUGCUGGGCUUAGUGUAGUCUUUCACAAGCCCUAACAAAACAGCUGAAAGAAGAGAAAAAACUAAAAGCAAAGAGGGAAGACAUUUAGAGAGAAGACGGCAAAGUGAGAAAUAAAUGUUUGUGGUAGUAGAUAAGAGUGGUUGGGGCAGUUAGAAGAAAGAAUUUUGGAAUGGUUAGGCUGAGCAUGCAUAAAAGCCUCCUCUCCAUUCUUCCCGAAUUCCCAUCCUCUUCAUUUAAUCAUCCAACUCCGACAACCUCCUCCCCUCCCCUUUUACGGGAUACGAAAGAUUGACUCUCGAUGCCGGCGCCGCGCAGACGAUGGAAGCCCUUUUCUGCCCGCAGUUGCUGCACCGUUGAAAACCACGUUGUGCUCAGAAACCUCAGCUUUAACUUGAGCAGGUGCCGUCCAGCACGCUCCGAUUUCUCCAAGAAGGUGGCAGAGCCGCCGUCUUUCCGCCCCCUCUGCAUUUCGGACAUCAGCAGUUCAUCGUCGGCGAGGUUCAACGAGGAGUUUGGUCAGACUUUUGGAGCCGGGCUAUAUGCCUUCCAGCUGAGUGAGCUGAGAGCCAUCACACACGACUUCUCGAGCAGCUACCUACUUGGUGAGGGCGGGUUCGGCACGGUGCACAAAGGCUACUUUGAUGAUAAGAUGCGGCCUGGCCUGAAGGCACAGGCCGUCGCCGUCAAGCUCCUUGACAUCGAGGGGCUUCAGGGUCACCGGGAGUGGCUUGCAGAGGUGAUAUUGUUGGGGCAGCUCAGGAACCCUCAUCUAGUAAAGCUGAUAGGCUAUUGCUGCGAGGACGAAGAGAGGCUUCUCGUCUACGAGUUCAUGCCUCGUGGCAGUCUUGAGAACCAUCUCUUUAAGAGAGUAAUAUCAGCGUCACUGUCAUGGGGAACGAGGAUGAAAAUUGCCCUAGGAGCUGCAAGAGGCCUCGCUUUCCUUCACGGCGCGGAGAAGCCCAUCAUUUAUCGUGACUUCAAGACAUCCAACAUCCUCCUCGACUCCGACUUCACUGCUAAGCUGUCGGACUUUGGGCUAGCGAAGAUGGGGCCGUCGGGGGAAGACACGCACGUGACCACCAGGGUGAUGGGGACCCAAGGCUAUGCCGCCCCUGAAUACGUGAUGACAGGUCACCUCACCACAAAGAACGACGUGUACAGCUUCGGGGUGGUGCUUCUGGAGCUGCUGACGGGGCGUCGGUCGGUCGACAAGUCGCGGCCGAAGAAGGAAGAGAAGCUGGUGGAAUGGUCCAAGCCGUACUUGAGGAACAGCCGGAGGCUACGUUGCAUAAUGGACCCAAAGCUCGCGGGUCAGUACUCCGUCAAGUGCGCGAGGGAGGCUGCUGCUCUCGCUCUGCGCUGCGUCAGCCCUCACCCCAAGGACAGGCCUCACAUGUCCGAGGUCGUUGAUGUUCUCCAAGGCCUCCACAGCUUCAGGGACAUGACCGUGAAAUCUGGCGCUGCGGCCCCGACGGGAAGAAAGGCCGUGAUAUCUUAUAGCUCCCCAAGGAUCGGAGCUCAUCGUCCGCGAACUGUCUCGGACAAGGUUGCCUGAGCGUUGCGGUUGUGGGGUUGUGUAGUUGGUCUUGCGCAUGUAUUCUGUCGAUUGCGCUGCAAGAUCUUCCAUCUGUUUUCAACUGUAAAUAAAAGGAGAGAAGAGGAGGUGUUCUGUUUUGGUCAUCCAUGUGGAAAUGGAAUUAAAAUGGCCAUGCUUUCUAUAAGCCUCGCAAUCCACCGUAGUCCUCCUACAACAACUGCAACUGAUAAGAGCGCGUGGAUGGGGGCGUGGAAGAGAGAUUUUAUAUAAAAGGAAUAUUAUGUUUGUCGGUGUAAAUAUUGAAAUUUGUGUGUGAGAUGUGUGAUAUUAUGAGUUUAGAGUGCUAUGUAUGAAAAUUCAUGAUAGUCAAAUACAAUUUGAAUAACACCAAACUUGUUACAUAAU